Molecule: messenger RNA, 3882 nt
Organism: Melampsora larici-populina 98AG31
Lineage: Eukaryota; Fungi; Basidiomycota; Pucciniomycetes; Pucciniales; Melampsoraceae
Exons: 7
Coding region: 1-3882 (1293 amino acids)
Biological process (GO): nuclear pore organization; protein import into nucleus
Cellular component (GO): nuclear pore transmembrane ring
Molecular function (GO): structural constituent of nuclear pore
Source: RefSeq, a predicted model, not a curated record
AUGACUAAUCAAAAACCACCUCUUAUCUCUCCCGAAUGGUGUGAUUUACCAACUCAAAGGCUUUAUGUGGCUUCCUUUCUAGCUCUCUUUCAAUCUUAUAAACUAUUUCAAUUCAUAGAACUUUGGUGGUUUGGUUCUAACUCAAGUCCUAAAAUCUCAUGGAUCUAUUGGAGUUCACUUGAUCUUAUUCUUAUAGCUGUCAUCAUUCCCCUACUCAACAUUCCACGUCUCAAACUAGCAAAACUCCAAACUAUCAUCAUCAUCGGUUUACUCUUAUCAUUCAAUUGGAUCUGUUUGGGAAACUCUCAUCUUGGUCUCAGUAUCAUCAGCUCUCUUUUACCUCAAUCUAUCAAACGUCUCUUUGAUUAUCAAACUGCUAUCCUCGAAGUCAAAGUUCGAUUACAAGAUGUCAUCAACCCUUCUUCUCAUAUUCUCGGGAAACAUACAAUUCAUGUCUUACCUCAUACUACCGCCAAAUUAAAUCCUCACUUAAAUUGCUUUUGCAUAUCAUCAUCUAUUGCUUCAUCCUUCGCUCUGAUUCCGAUCAUCUUCAAUAAUUCAAUUCCUCAUUUACUACAAUACUCAGUUACAAAUUUCACGACUGGUCAAAAAACUCUCUUCAAUCUCACUCAUAGUCAACUUCAUCCAUCAUCUUCAAAGCAAAAGAAAUCGAAAUUAAGUUUAGAAGAUUGGAUUGAAGAUGAAGAGAAUGAUUGGAAAUCUUCAGAAGAUCAACUCCAACAACCUCUUAAUCAUCAAUCGAACUCUCGUGAUCAACCUACACUAGAACGUACUCAAUUACUCUAUCAUCUUGAUGUUCGUCAAAUCGGUCUCAUUAGACUUGAACGAGUCUUGGAUCAAGAAACGAUGGAUAUACGAAUCUCACGUGCAGAAGCCUUGGUAGUCGACUGUCCUAGGGCUAGCUUCGCAACCACCGAUCAAGUCUCCUCUUCUCAUUCUAAAUUACUAUCCUGGGUGGGAUCAAAUUCAAUCGAUGAGCUUCACAAGUGUGUAGACGAGACGGAAGAUUUCGGGAUGAUGGUUCAUGGGUUGGCGCCCCUCACUCUAAAUUAUCAUCGGAUCAUUGAUGGUGAGCGCACGCCAAUGAAAUUGGAAGGUAUCAGUCCGAGUGAAUUUGUCUCUCCGCUCAUUGCAACCGAGACCGCUACUUUGUCCGAGAAGCUAAGAGUUUCACAUCGGAAGGAUUACAAUUGGGCCGAAUCGAGUUCAAUUGAUCUGCCCCUCAAUAUAAGUCUUACCACUACAGGCAAGCAUAUUUAUGAAUUAGAUUCAGUCCGAGACGCGUGUGGGCAUACCUUUGACUUCAAUUCAUUCCGUGAAUCUCGCGCUACAAAACGAUUUGGUACUCAGCCUGAGUUAUUGGACACCAAGACUGUUUAUGUACAUCCAAGAAGUCAAGUUAGUUUCCUUGGAUGCGGUAAUACUGAAGAUGAACCGUUAAGGCUCUUGAAAGGCAAAAGCGUACCACUCAAAGUACAUGUUAAAGAAGCUGAUGACGCUGCAGGAUCGCCUUGGACUGUCGGGAUUUCAUACAAACCAGUCACUGAUCCCGAUUCAAAAGAAAUAUCAGACCCGAACUUGAAAAAAGGAUGGGAACAGAACAUUACCUUUUCAGAUUCGAUCAAGUUGAUCCAAGCUACCCAACCUGGUACAUACGAGUUAACUAGUAUCAAUGGCAAAUUUUGUUCGGGAGAGAUUCUAGUCCCAUCAAGUUGUAUAGUAGUAGAACAACCAAUUCCGACCAUCGAAUUCAACUUUACCUCGAUCACUGAUCAAUGUUCAGGUGAAAUCGGUCUAAAGGCCAAUUUUCUCUUGACUGGUAAACCACCCUUCAAAUUACAUUAUUUGGUUUCACAAACCGGAAGAUCAACACAAAAGAAAAUCAAAGUGAUUCAACAUAGUCGUGAUGAGAUUUUAAUUCAACCUGAUUCACCGGGUGAUUUUGAAUAUAAGUUUGUACAAUUAGAUGAUCAAUAUUAUGAUGGGAUUAAGAUUGCGGAUAAAUCGAUUAAACAGAUUGUACAUCCUUUGGCUCAAGCUAAGUUUACUAGAGGUGGAAAGGAUGAAAAUAUUUGGAGUUGUGAUGGUGAGACGGUAGAGGCUGAAAUCGAAUUAAAGGGCGCACCACCAUAUACGAUUGUCUAUCAAAUCUUGGGAGAGAAAGCACAUAUAGUCAAAGACAUCAAUUCAGCCCGAGCAGUGUUGGAUGUUGAUAUUCCAUCACAAUAUAUCACCAAAGGUGGUAGCUUUACUCUCUCUUUAGUCAGUAUCACCGACGGAAAUGGAUGUCUACGAAACUUGACUGUACCCGAUCUCAAUAUCGAAGUUCAUCGUACAAAACCUACGGUCAAAUUCUAUAGUGCUGAUCAACAAUACAAACUUGUUGGUCGAGAGGGUGAACCAUUUAGAAUACCAAUGCGUUUGACUGGUAAUGGGCCAUGGAAAAUCGAAUAUUCACUCGAUGGAAGAACUUCGAUGAGUGAAGAGAAAACGCUUUACAGUCCGAACGCUCACCUUGAGGUCACUCAAGCAGGUGAAUAUCAACUCUUGGCGAUACAUGAUCAACAUUGUCCUGGUACAGUUGAGAGUGGACGUUUCAAGGUAGAAUGGUUACCUCGUCCCAGUUUAACAAUAUCGAACCAGCAAGGAUCAGGUGCUGUCAUCAAAAAAUCUGUAUGUGAAAUGGUCGAUGAUAGUCUAGAAUUGAGUCUAGCAGGUUCGCCACCGUUCUCUGUACAGUAUUCGGUCUUACACCAGCCAUUUGGUCGAGGUGAAAGAUCAAGUGUAGAAGAGAAAACGGUGCAAUUCUUGAAAUCAAAUGCGAUCUUACCCCUUCACACCUCUGAGGCUGGCUCUUAUACCUACACCAUCACCGCUUUAAGUGAUCGUACGUAUCCAAAGCUAAGCUCUAAUGGAUUGAAGGAUCUCCCCUCAAUCAAACAAGUGGUAUUUGAACUACCGAGUGGCACCGUCAAGACCUUGGCACAAACGACAUAUUGUGUCCACGAAACCCUUUCAACUACUCAGAAUGGAAAAGGAGGAGUUCGAUUAGAUUUGAUUGGAGGAAAGGCACCUUAUCAAGUUGAUAUACAAGUGACUAACGAAGUCAGUAUGGCAAUGGAACGAUUCGAAUUGAAUUUCACCACAGCUUCUGCUGUGCUUUCUUUACCAUACGCCUUUCGAUCUGCUGCACCUCAUUCAAUUGACGUGAAAUCAGUCAAAGACGCCAACGGAUGUAAAAGCAAAUGGACAGAAGAAUCUCCCAAGAAAUCUGCCAUAGUAGAAGUAGCAGAAACAGCCUCGAUCGAAUCAGUUAGUAAAAAACCAUAUAUCUGUGUAGGAGAAAGAUUAGAAUAUAUUUUAAAAGGAUCACCACCUUGGUUGAUCAAAUAUGAAUUCCAAUCUAAACCAUCAUCUAUUAUAAUAGACUCUAAAAAUGAACCUAAGUUUUCUAGAUUAGCAAAAGAACCUGGAUUAUUUAAGAUCUUGGCUAUUGCUCAUAAACUUGAUCAUUGUCUUGUGAAUGUUAAUUUAGAGAAAUUAAUUAAACCUAUUCCUAGUGUUAAGAUUAGUGCUGGUAGGAAUUUUAUUGAAGAUAUUAGAGAAGGAGAUCAAUCUGAAAUUGUUUUUAGUUUUGAAGGAACCCCACCUUUUUCAUUUACUUAUACAAGAUCAUUACCUGAAGAUAGAACAGAUGAUACAAGGGUUUUGGAAAAAAGAACUGUGACUGGAAUCGAAAGUCAUACUUAUUCAAUCUUUGCACGUGAAGAAGGUACUUGGUCUGUUACUGAAAUUCAAGAUGCAUUUUGUUCUUUUCCUCCAGUUGGUGGACUUGGAGAUAACAGUAAUGAAAAAAAAUAA